AUGUGUGCCUACACGUAUUCAAGAUCAGAGUUUCACAGAGAAUUUGAGAACAUUCGGGCCAUGAAUCCAGCGGUUGCACAAUAUCUUGAGGAAAUUGGAUUUGAAAAAUGGGUCCGGUCGUACUUUCCAGGGGUACGUUACAAUGUAAUGACGAGCAACUGGGCUGAGAGCUUCAACAACACAACUAAGGAUGCAAGAGGCUUCCCAAUUACUACUGUUGUAGCAUUCCUGAGGUCCAAAGUCCAGAAGUGGUUUGCUUCACGAAAAGAAAAAGCUAACAAGUGGACGAAACCCCUAGCACCAGAAAUGGAGGAGGACUUGACAUUGCAUUUUGAAAAAGGUCGGUAUUUGAACGUUGACUCAUGCGGGCCUUACACGUUGCAGGUUCACCCUGGAGGAACAGUUAUGACCUGUGGCGUAGUGGACUUGCAGAAACAUACUUGCACUUGCGGCUUGUUCCAGUGCAUGAAGUUUCCUUGUCCUCGUGCAUGUGCUGCAUCUCAGGAGCGAAGUAUUAGCGCGUACACACUAUGCUCGCCAUAUUACAUGACUGAAUAUUGGAGGAGGACAUAUGAAGGAACAAUUAUGCCAGUUGGUGACGAGGAUGAUUGGGAAUUGCCUGAUGACAUCAAGAACAUGACAGUUGGAGUGCCUGUUGAGAAGCAACCAAUAGGGCGACCCAAGAAGCAAAAGGUUGGAAGAAUUAAGAACAACCGAACUGCUUGUAACGGUGAAAGGAUUAUCAAAUCACGAAAUUGUAGCAAGUGCGGUGCCAAGGGGCACAACAGAAGCACUUGCAACUACCGAGGUUAA
Molecule: messenger RNA, 813 nt
Organism: Cannabis sativa
Lineage: Eukaryota; Viridiplantae; Streptophyta; Magnoliopsida; Rosales; Cannabaceae
Exons: 1
Coding region: 1-813 (270 amino acids)
Source: RefSeq, a predicted model, not a curated record